This is a messenger RNA of Scomber japonicus (chub mackerel), 879 nucleotides long. RefSeq names its product interferon-induced protein 44-like. The transcript is spliced from 7 exons. Bases 1 to 879 code for a protein of 292 amino acids. NCBI's taxonomy places the organism in Eukaryota, Metazoa, Chordata, Actinopteri, Scombriformes, Scombridae. The record is from RefSeq and is a predicted model, not a curated record.
AUGGGAGGAAAAAAGUCAAAACAUCCAGAGCCACUUCCUGACAAACCAUGGAGAGAAAUAAACUGGAAUGACAAACAGAGGGAUCUGCAGUAUGUGAAGAAGUACAAGCCUCACAUUGAAGAUCGGCAGCUCAGGAUUCUUCUUCAUGGACUGAGUGGCGCUGGAAAGUCCAGUUUCAUCAACUCUGUUAAAAGUGUCUUAGAAGGCAGAAUUUGUGCAGUGGCCUUGGUGGAUAAUAACUUUCAGAACUGUUUCACCAAAAAGUACACAACCUACAAGUUCGAAAAGAGAAACCGAAGCACCUGUUACCCUUUUGUCUUCAAUGACAUCAUGGGCCUGUCCAAAGACAAAGGUGUCCUAGUGGACGACAUCAAACUGGCUUUGAUGGGACGUGUGAGGGAUGGUUACAGGUUCAAUCCUGAGCGUAACUUGUCAGAAGGCGACCAAUACUACAACACAGAAGUAAAUCCCAACGAUGAAGUGCAUGUCCUGGUUUGUGUCAUUCCUGCUGACAAAGUAAGUCUAAUAAAUGGAGAAGUUACAAGGAAGAUUUUGGAAAUCAGGAAAGCAGCCACUGAACUGGAUAUUCCUCAAGUCGCCGUUAUCACCAGAAUUGAUCAGGCCUGUCCUGAGAUCAAAGAUGAUUUAAAGAACGUCUACAAGUCUGUCUACCUGAAGGAGAAGUUGGAGCAGUUCAGUGCAGAUGUGGGCAUCCCAAUGAACUGCAUCUUCCCCGUGAAAAACUACUCUAAAGAAAUCAACCUGAAUGAUGACGUUGACUCACUGAUCCUGAACACGCUGAGACACAUCAUCGACUUCGGAGAUGAAUUCUUCAACCACAAAAUGAGUCAGUCUGAAGGUUCAUACAGAUAUGAUUGA